Messenger RNA from Pteropus alecto (black flying fox), 2201 nucleotides. It is a transcript of the gene MANSC1, whose product is annotated as MANSC domain containing 1. The transcript is spliced from 4 exons. Bases 448 to 1743 code for a protein of 431 amino acids. The record is from RefSeq and is a predicted model, not a curated record. Lineage: Eukaryota; Metazoa; Chordata; Mammalia; Chiroptera; Pteropodidae.
GUCUCUCGCGGGCGCUCAGAAGACCGCACGCACAAUUGCUGGGAAGCAGCUCCGGGUUGCAGGACAGGAAUGUGCACUCCCCACCCGGUAAACUUUCGGCGGCUGCAGCGGAAGCAGGAACUUGCGAACCACAAACCCGCCGGGCCCGGUGGGUGCUGCGAAGCAUCCCUUGGCCGCCUCGCCGAGACCCUUCGGAGCGCGUCGGAGCUGUCCUCGCACAGGGUGGCUUACAGGGGUCCCGAGGUCCUCUUACCGCCAGGUAAAGGCAUCCCCGCCCCCUGCGGAGGGAGCAGCUCAGCUCCUUGUCUGGAGUGAAGCUUCUCCACCCAUCCGGGAGCAAGGACCAGAGAGAAAUUUCAUCAUCUCUGCAAUCUUCUUGAAGCAAACUAAGACCAGGGGGAGAGUUAUUAUUGACCUUUGAAGACUAAAACUGCACUGAAAUUUAAAAUGGUCUUCAGGGAAGAGCAGAGCUUGACCUACAUUUUUGUAAUCAUUUGUUUCCUGACACUAAGGCUGUCCACCAGUCAAAAUUGUCCGACUGAGAGUCUAGAAGAUGUUGUUAUUGACAUCCAGUCAUCUCUUUCCAAGGGAAUCAGAGGCAAUGAGCCCAUAUACACAUUAACUCAAGAAGACUGCAUUAAUUCUUGCUGUUCAACAAAAAACAUAUCAGGGGACAAAGCAUGUAACUUGAUGAUCUUCGACACUCGAAAAACAACUAGACAGCCCAACUGCUACCUGUUUUUCUGUCCCAGUGAGGAAGCCUGUCCACUGAAACCAGCAAAGGGACUUAUGAGUUACAGGAUAAUUAGAGAUUUUCCAUCAUUGGCCAAACCUGAUUUGCCAAGCCAAGAGUUAGCCAAAGAAGAUUCUGUCUUCCACGGCCAGUCUUCACAAACAACCACUCCCCUAACCCCUCGUCGAACAGGCUAUUCAAAGCCCACGGAUUUCUUAUGGACAGACACCAAUUCUCAGAAGUUUGGAUCCUCAGAUCACUUGGAAAAACUAUUCAAGAUUGAUCCAGCGAGUGCACGGUUCUCUGUUUAUAAAGAAAAAAGCCAUUCUCAUAGUUCACAGUUUUCCUCAGAACAGAAAAUAGCUCAUCUGCUGCCUGAAAAUGUGACAACAUUCCCCACUACAGCGGCUGUUGCCUCGCUACACACCAUCUCUGUCACCGCAAAGCCUGUGGUCCUCUCCGCCAAUGCUCUUGCGAUAACUUCUGUGACUUCUCAACCACAGGUGGCCACUACAGCUCAGCCUGCAGCGACAGUCACUUCUCAGUCUCCCACAGUCAUUUCUGCAAUUCUGACACGUCCUGUGAUUACACCCCAAGCUCACAUGACUAAAACAGCAGUUCCAACUACCAUCUUUCAGGCACCUACAGACUGGAAAGACCCACCAGGAACAGGGCCCUUUAGAGAAAUUUUCAACCUAACUUUGAACACGGAGACCACCCAUAACCCCGCUACAGUUCUUUUACCAAAAGUGGGUUCUUCUGCUUCAAAUAAAACUGCUUCUCAGGAAAACCAGGAGACCAGUUCAGGCAGUUCCUCCCAGCACAGUCUUCCGGAAAGGCAACACGGCCUUCCGUUUGACAAGUGGCUCCUCAUUGGGAUGUUGCUCUUCGGGGUUCUGUUCCUUGUGGUAGGCCUUGCCCUCUCGAGUAGAAUGCUCCUGGAAUCUCUUCGCAGGAAACGUUACUCGAGACUUGAUUAUUUGAUCAAUGGGAUCUAUGUUGACAUCUAAGAACGAAACUAGAUGUCUCUUAAUUUAUGUAGUUUCUAGUAGCCCAAAUGUAGUGAUUCUGCUGAUUCGCUGAUCUUAGGAUUUUUGAAGUUUUCGAAGACAGACAAAUAAUUGCCUCCUACCACUUUCUUUUUGCUUUUGUUUUGAAGAGAAGCAGAGGUGGGGGGAGGAGGAAAACAAGUUAGGUAAUUUGAGUGAUCUGUCUCUGAAAUAUUAGCUGAAAACAGAGCUCUGCCUAAAGUAAUAAAGGGCUAAUUGCCAUAUAAAUUGGAAAAUGAGUGGCUUUUUGCAAAAAAAAAAAGGUUAGGACUUCUAGGCUGCAAUUUGUUAAUAUUUCUGGUUCUAGAUAAAGUCAACUAUUUAUGAUAUUAAUUCUAAUGGAUUUACUUUCCUUUUUAUAUGAAUUCCAAUAAAACUUAUUCCAGAUGUAUUUCCUUUCAAUUAAAUAUUUGAAUAAA